This is a messenger RNA of Closterium sp. Naga37s-1, 3969 nucleotides long. Lineage: Eukaryota; Viridiplantae; Streptophyta; Zygnematophyceae; Desmidiales; Closteriaceae. The record is from the annotation of a GenBank genome assembly.
AUGCACCUGGAGAUGGAACGUACGCUGAAGCGAGUCCAGGAGGGGAUUGACGAGUUCCAGUCCACGUGGCAGAAGAUGGACGAGGCCACUGAUUCCUGGUCUCAAUUCCAAGUCCCGAUCCCUGUCCCGGCUAUUCCCGGCAGUGUGCGCGACCAGAUCCGGUCAUGGCUGUCAACGAGCGAGGCGAAGGCGCAUCUGGAGGAGCUGGAGGCGGCGCGGCGACAGAUAGAGGUGGAGAUGGAGCGGUUCAAGCAGUGCGAGAAGGCCAGCAAGAUCAAGGCCUUCUCCAAGGAAGGACUUGUGCAACAGCCCCGGAAGGACCCAUCGGAGAAGGCAAAAGUGGAGGCAGCUGCGUUUCUGAAGAAGUCAAUGGAUUCUCUGCAGGUGCAGAUCGAUGAGUACGAGGCGGAGAUUGAAACCAUAUCAGGCGGCAAGACGGGGAAGAAGCUCAACGCCAAGGUGCUGGAGCUGGAAGGCCACGUCACCAAGCAUGGCUGGCACAAGACCAAGUUGGAUCAGGUGCUGCGGCUGUUGGAGAACGAGGAGAUCGCGCCAGAGGACGUGGAAGCACUCAAGGAGAGCAUCUCCUGGUACCUCGACAUGCACCAGGACGAGGACUACAUGGCAGACGAUGCGCUGUACGAUGACAUGCCUUUCCACAAGCUCUUUGGCAAGCUCAACGACGACUCCGCCGCCUUCUCCACCAGUUCCCGCACGCCCACGGCGUCUAUGAGUCCACACACCUCGGCCUCCUCCUCGCCCUUCUCCUCCACCCACGACUCCCCACCCAAGGAGCUUGCCAGCCCUCAGAUCGGGAAAGUGAAAGCAGCACGUCUGCCAUCUGCCCUGUCCAGCCCGCGCAAGGACCCCAGGCUCGACACCUCCCCCCUCUCCCCCUCCCCCCUUUCCCCCUCCCCCUCCGCAUCCCUCCUCGCCUCCUCGCCCCUCAAGCCCUUCUCACCGCUGCCUACCGUUUUUGAACCUGCUACAAGCACCACCACGGGCACCAGCAGCAGCGCCACGAGCAGCCCUCUCUCGCGUGUCUCUGCCGGCAUUUCUGCUGCUCCAGAGCGCCAUUUCUCGGCGUCGUUUCGAGCCCAGCGCAAGGGGGUAGACCAAGCAGGUGGUGGAGAAGGGGAGAUGAAGGGGAAAGCGAAGGCGGAGGGGGAGGCGGAUCGGCAGGAAGGGGGAGUGGGAGGGCGAGGCGGAGGCAAGGAGGGGGGCGGUGGGGCGGGGAAGGGGGCUGGUGGGGAGGCGGGGUGGGAAGUGAGGGGAUCCGCGCAGUCGUCACCUCUGUCAAUCCAACUGGGGGAUGAGGAGGCCGGGGAGGGAGAAGCGAAGCGCAAGGGUGGAGCGCGGGAGAAAGAAGCAUCCAUUGCAAAGGCCGUCCAGGCGGAGAAACCAGUGGUGGUGGGGGAUGAAGCGGAGGGGAAGGAAGCUGCCACGGGCGCACGGGACGCAGGGAGAAGGAAGGCAGGGAGAUUAGGAGUCGAGAGUAGCGCAAUGCUGGAUAAGAGUAGCAGCAGCGCUGGUAGUCUGAUGGGGAAAGUAGGUGGCAGUGUUGGUGGGAGUAGUCUGGGAGCAGCACCCGCACCUGCACCCGCUCCUGGGAAGGACCGGCUCACUAAAACAACCGUCGCUGCUGCUGCCACUGCCGCUGCUGCAGGUGCUGCUGCGGCUGCUGCUGCUGCUGUGGUUGGAGGAGGUGUGCAUGGCAAGGGCGCUGGUGCAGAGGGUGGGGCGGAGGGCAGCAGCAGUAGCGUUCAUGCGCGCACUCAAGAUACCCCCGCCCUCCCCUCGGAGCUGCUGCUGUCCAGACCUUCGUCUGCUGGCCCGUCCAGCCCUGGAGCAGCUGAAGGCAAGCAUUCAUCGCUGCUGCUGCGGCGAGCAGCGUCUGCAAUCACAGUGGACUUACCCGUCCUCCCAGACUCCCUAGACUCCCUUGCUGCUGAACCCCCAAACCCCAUUGAGGCUGCUGCUACUGGCGUCGCCACUGCAUACCUCCCCACCUCCGCCCCCGUUCUCCCCCCACCGGCAGCCGCGUCAGGGGGAACGCUCACCUCCCAGGGCGCCCCACUAACCCCUAAUACGAUCAGGGGAGCUGGGGCAGGUGGGGCGUUUCCCUCAGGGGCUUUGGAUGGGCGGCAGCAGGGGGCAUGGGCAGCUGGAGUAGCAGGGGCAGGGCAGCACGGAGUGGCGCUGCUGGGAGGUGGGCAUUCGUCACUGGUUCAACCGGGAAGGAUGAGUAGAGGGAUGAGCCAGAAUGACCUUCAGGGUGUCGCUUCUGCUCCUGCUGCUAUUGCUGCUGCUGCUGCUGCUGCUGCUGCUGGCGGUGUUGGUGGUGGUGCAGCUGCAGCUGCUGGUGCACCGCUGGGGGCGGCAGCAGGGGCGUGGCAGAGAGCGCCUGCAGACAUGCCUGCUGCGCUGCAGCAGGUGCCUCCCAGCCUUUCGCGAGUGCUGAUGCAGAAGCUGCAGCACCAGCACCUCAUGCAGCAGCAUGCUGCACUGCCGCUCCUCGCUCAGCAGCAACAGCAGGCGCAGCAGGUGCAGCAGCAGCAGGCGCUGUUACGGCAGUUGCCAGUGCACCCGGGGGCCCAGGGAGGUGUGCUGCCAUCGCUGCAGCAGAGCCUGCUGGCUCAGCAGGCGCAGCAGAUGGCUCUUGCCUCUCACAAGCUGCAGCAGCAGCAGCAGCAGCAGCAGCAGCAGCAGCAGCAGCAGCAGCAGCAGCAGCAGCAGCAGCAGCAGCAGCAGCAGCAGCAGCAGCAGCAGCUGGCGCAGCAGCAGCAGCAGCAGCAGCAGCAGCUGGCGCAGCAGCAGCAGGAGAGGGUGCAGGCGCAGCAGAUGUUCCAGUCGUCCCAGCUGGUGCAGCCACAGCAGGUGCGGGCACCAGUGCAGGCCAACCAGGCACCGCAACCCCUCCCACUGCUCCCCAACCACCCCUCCCUCACCGCACUUGACCGCACCCAAUCCAUGCCCGUGACGGGGCUGUCACAGGCUCCGCCCCCUGCCCCUAUGCGGCCUCCCUCUGCAUGGGGUGUUCCGUUGGGGGGCAGUGGUGGGCCUGCCCCCUCCCCCUCGCCAUCCCCCUCCCCUUCCCUGUCCCCGUCCCCAUCACUGUUGCAAGCCACGUCGCUGGCUGCUGCAGCAUCAGUGGCGGCAGCAGCAGGGGCAGCUGCUGGGGGCCAUCCGGGUGGGAUGCCUCCUGCUGCUGCUGCUGCUAGUGCUGCUGGUGCUGCUGCUGCCUUUCGUGCUGCUGCUGCAGGUGCACAGUUGCAACCAGUGUGGGGCAGAGCAGGAGGAGCAGGAGGAGGAGUAGGAGCAGCAGCAGGAGGAGGAAGAGCAGCACUGCCACAAGCUCCAGGCACAGCAGCAGCGGCAGCAGGAGGGGGAGGGGUUGUGAGUGCAGGGGCGGGUGGAGUGGGGGGUCCCACGGCACGAACACCCUCUCCAGCAUGGGGGGUGGAGCGGCGGCGGGAGGAGGAGCGGAGUGCGCUGCUGUGUGGGUUCCAGCAGAUGCGCGACCAUGGCAUGGAUGACCGCGUGCUCACGAGCAGUGCACCGAGUGCAGUGGUGCGGCCGGUGCGCCCGUGUGAGGUGCCAGCCAUGUGGCCGCACAAGCCCAUCGCACCGGAGCAUGCGCGGGCGCUCUUUGAGCGCCUGGGCAUGGACGCGCUCUUCUUUGCCUUCUACUUCCAACAGAGCACGUACAUGCAGUACCUGGCGGCCAGGGAGCUCAAGAAGCAGUCGUGGCGCUUCCACAAGGGCUACAACACCUGGUUCCAGCGCCACGUCACCCCGCCUGUGAUCACAGAGGAGUACGAGAGGGGAGGCUAUGUGUACUUUGACUUCCACCUGCACGCCCCGCACCCCUCCGACGCACAGCCUGGUGUCUCCACGGGCUGGUGUCAGCGUGUGAAGGACGACUUCAUGUUUGAGUACCAGCACCUGGAGGACGAGCUGGAUGCGUGA